This is a messenger RNA of Closterium sp. Yama58-4, 1044 nucleotides long. The record is from the annotation of a GenBank genome assembly. NCBI's taxonomy places the organism in Eukaryota, Viridiplantae, Streptophyta, Zygnematophyceae, Desmidiales, Closteriaceae.
GAUGCUGGUGGUAGCGAUGGUUCUAGUAGUGAGGAUGCUGCUAAUGGUGGGGUUUCUACUGCUGGUGGCAUUGGCUGUUUUGGCUCGGGGCAGAGCAGCGGGCGGGAGAUGGGUGGCAAAAGUGGACCUUUAGACAACUUCUGCGAAGCGAGCUUCAGAUACAGCCUGUCCCAGGAUGAGCCGCGCUUUUCCGGCUCACCAGUAGCAGGAGUCAUUCUCCCCCCGCUGGUGCUCACAGGGCCGGGCUGUGCCAAUGUGAGCUACGCCAGAGCACUGGCAGCAGGCUUUGCCAACACUCUCCCCCAACCAUGCCUUGUGGCCGACCUUGCUCAUCUCCCCCCGCUGGUGCUCACAGGGCCGGGCUUUGCCGAUGUGAGCUAUGCCAGGGCGCUCGCUGCAGGCUUUGCCGACACACUCCCCCAGCCGUGCCUCGUGGGCGACCACGCCCAGUGCCUGCACGCGCUCUUCGCUCCCAUCAACCAAUCAGACGACCUCUCAGACACCUCCACCAAUCACGUCGCGCCAGUCGACCCCUCCUCCGUCUCCUCCCUCGCCCCCUCCACGCCUCCACGCCCCAAGUCCCCUCAAUUCCACCCCAAAUCCCCGCAAUUCCGCUCCAAAGCCGCGCUCGCCCUCGCCAAGCCUGAGGACGCCGCCGCUUUGCUAAAAGAAAUGCUUAGCGGGCGGGAGGUGAUGGUGGUGGAUGACAACGCGGUGAACCGCAUGGUGGCGAGGAAGACGCUGCAGGGGCUGGGGGCGAAGGUGGAGCUUGUAGAGAGCGGAGAGAAGGCAUUGGAAAGACUAAGCUCCUCGAAUGCGUUCGCAGUACUUCUGAUUGAUCUGCACAUGCCGCCUGGCAUUGACGGGUACGAGACGGCUCGGCGCAUUCGCGCUCAGCAACUGAUCUUUGCACUGACAGCAGACGUGGACACGCGGGUUCGGCAGGCGUGCAAGGAGGCGGGCAUGGACGGUACUCUCUCCAAGCCCAUCGCACAUCAAGAGCUGCUUUCGGCGAUCAAAGCAGCUGGAGUCACUCUGCUUUGA